This is a messenger RNA of Ilex paraguariensis (yerba mate), 1646 nucleotides long. The record is from the annotation of a GenBank genome assembly. Lineage: Eukaryota; Viridiplantae; Streptophyta; Magnoliopsida; Aquifoliales; Aquifoliaceae.
CUUUCAUAACCUAUACUCUCUUUUUCGAAGAAAGUUCACGAGUUCGCUGUUAGCUUGAUAAUGAAAGGUAUGAUUUUACAAUUUCUGGAACCUUGGUUUCCUAGGGUUUCGAAUUAGUUUUUGGGCUCUUGCAGAUGAUAUCAGUGAUGAACAACGAAGACUUAGAAUUACAUCGGACAAACGAUGUCGUUGAUGAUGAGAAGAGAGCACCACCUAUGGCUUCUGGUGAUGCUGUCGUGGAUAGCUCUGAUAAAGCUACCAAUGGUGGUGAUAAAGGGGCUCGCUUAGGUACGAUUGGCUCCGAAGUAAUUAGAGUUCUGCAUGGUGAUGUUGAUAUUUACGAUAGAAGGGCGAACUUGAAUUCGAUUGAGUCAGAAGAAAAUAGGGUUUCUAGGGAGCUUGACAAUCGUGCUUCGGAGAGUGGAAAUGUUAGGGUUUUGGAUGGUGGUGUUGAUUUUGUUGCGAAUAGAGGAUUUGAGGAAGCUACGGUUUUGAAAACUAAUGAGAAAGCAAAAUCUAGGGCUUCUGAGAUGCUUAGCGAAGACGUGAAAUCAAGCCAUAAUCAAUUCUAUCAUCGGGACAGUGGAACUGAGAAUUUGAAGACUAGUAAUGAAGGAGAUGUAUCUAAAUCUGAAGAGACAGGACACGUGGAAUCGAAUCCGAUAGCAAUUGACAGUAAAAUUUGGAACGGUAAUACAGAUGUUAGAAAUGGGAAAAUCAGGCAUUCGGGCUUGAAAGCUGGAAAUGAGCACGAAGUAUCGGAGACAAAACAGACUGGAUCUCAUUACGAUUCGAUGCUUUCGAUGUUUGAUGAAUUUGCGGCAAAUCGAAGAGGGGGGGUUUUGCCUAGGCCGAUUGGUUAUGGGUAUGAAGUAGGAGAUAUGGUUUGGGGUAAAGUGAAGUCACACCCGUGGUGGCCAGGUCACAUAUAUGAUGAGGCAUUUGCGACUCCUUCAGUACGGAGAACGAAGAGGGAGGGUCAUGUGUUGGUUGCUUUCUUUGGUGAUAGUAGCUACGGGUGGUUCGACCCAGCUGAGCUUGUACCUUUCGAUAUUAAUUUUGUGGAGAAGUCAAAGCAGACAAAUUCGAGAACUUUUGUGAAGGCUGUGGAGGAGGCAGUGGAUGAAGCAAGCCGGAGGCGUGGUUUGGGUUUGGCUUGCCGGUGUAGGAAUGCAUACAAUUUUCGGCCUACAAGUGUGGAAGGAUAUUUUGCUGUUGAUGUUGGUGAUUAUGAGCCUGGAGCUUUUUAUUCAGUGAAUCAGAUUAAGAAAGCGAGAGAUAGUUUCCAGCCCAGAGAGACACUUGCUUUUUUAAAGCAGUCUGCAUUGACACCUAUGGAUAAUGAGCAUGGGAGUAUUCAAUUUAUUGAGAACAAGUUUACUGUUUUAGCUUAUCGCAAGUCAGUAUUUGAGGAGUUUGAUGACACUUAUGCACAGGCUUUUGGUGCUCAGCCAAUCCGCCCUUCACGACCACCACCACCAGAUCAACUGGCUCAUCCAUCUAGAGAAGACACAGAAAGCCCUAGCAUCAUCACAAAAGUCCCCUCUUUCUUCUUCUUCGUCAUCAUCGAAGAAGCCCUAGCAUCACAGAUGAGUCAGAGACUCAGAUCAGAUCCCUCCCAGCGAGCCUUCAAUGACCAGCGUUGA